AUGACCCCUCAAAAUAAGCAGAGACACCUCUCAGUUCUGUCUGCUAACGUCAGAGGCCUCCGGACCAAUAUUGGUGAGUUGACUCACAUGGCCCUCAACAUCAGUGCCGAUAUAAUAGUGGCUACUGAAACUUUCCUUAAUGCAGAAGUAGAACCUGCUUUUGGUAAAAUACGAGGCUAUUCACAGUGGCAAAGAAGAGACAGAACAGGAAAGAACUUUGGAGGUGUAGCUGUGUGCUACAAAGAGAACCUGCAAAUUCAGCUGCUAACAGUCGACUUACCAGACUGGCUGGAAGCCAUCUUUAUGAAGGUCAUGCUGAAGUCAAAUGAGUCCCUACUACUUUGCGCUCACUACAGGCCGCAGUGGCAAGGCAGGGCACCGAUGGACUUCCUAACGGAAAAUUUAGACGUCCUUCAGGCUCGGAACAACUGUCAGCAUCUCUUAAUAGUUGGGGACCUCAAUCACCAUCUCAUCCAGUCAGCAUAUGAGGACCUCCUCACAGUUCACGGGCUGACAGAUUACGUCGAUUUCCCGACGCACAUCCUCGGUAGAUCUCUCGACCCUGUUAUAUCUGAUCUAACUGAGGACUUUAUCUCUUGCUCAUCGCUCGGCAAUAUAGGGACAUCAGAUCACCUUGCAGUUGUAUCACAUCUUUGCCUCGCCCCCGCAGCUGAUGAAAGGAGACAAAGAAAAAUAUGGCUUUGGAACCAUGCAAACUGGCCAGGUAUGAAGGCAGAACUUCAGUCACAAGACUGGGAUGUUCUCCUGGUGGGGAAUGCAAACGACAAAGCAUCUUCCAUCACCAGCCUCCUCACUGAAAUGCAGGAGAAAUACGUCCCUUCACGGACAUAUAUCACAAAACCAGGGGACCAAGCCUGGUUUGGCUACAGAUGUCAUCAAGCCUCCAAAAAGAAAUACAGAUUGUGGCAAAGGUACAAAGCCAAUCCCACAAGACACAAUAAACAUCUGUACAAAAAUGCUUGCAAAGAAAUGACAGCCACGUGCAAAUGGGCCCGCAACAGAUGGCAAGAGGAUACAAAGCGCAGACUGUCAACUUUAGGAGCAGGCAGCAAGGAGUGGUGGUCGCUCGUCAAGGAGCACCAAGGGGAGACCCGGGAACCCACAAUGCCUCCACUAACCAAGCCCGAUGGAACAACUGCCUCGAGCAACCGGGAAAAAGCUAACCUUCUGGGAAGCAUGUUCAGUUGUAAAAUGACAGUGCCAGAUGCUAACAGGGCACCACCAGAGAUACCCUCAAUGUGCCAUGAACAACUCCCUGGUAUUCAAAUCUGUCGCACCAGAACCAAAGAGAUCCUUCAGAACCUAAACACAAAGAAAGCCCCAGGUUCAGAUGAUAUUAGCCCACAUAUUCUCCGUAGCAAGGUAUUUGAAAAGAUCAUUGCUGAACAGCUCAUGAAACACCUGGAAAACCACAAUCUUAUUUCCGCCAGACAGUUUGGUUUUAGAUCCUCCAGAUCGACUGCUGACCUUCUUCUACUGCUGAGUGAAAACUGGCAGGAUGCUCUUGAUGCCGGUCAAGAUACUCUGGUGAUCGCCCUCGACAUCGCCGGCGCCUUCGACCGAGUGUGGCACAGAGGGCUCCUAGCUAAACUACAAGCAAGAGGCAUAAGCAGUAACCUCUUGCGGCUCUUUGAUAAUUAUCUCACUGGAAGAACACUUAAAGUGGUCAUCGGUGGCCAGUCAUCCCAGAAGUAUCCGGUAGAGGCUUCGGUACCACAAGGAUCUGUACUUGGCCCAAUCCUCUGGAAUAUUUAUAUUGAUGAUAUGCUGAGGGAACAUCCUGAAAUCAAUGCAUAUGCCGAUGACUGUACACUCUCUGUUUCAUACCAACGUGAGGACCAUGACGCUGUAGCAACGAAUAUGAAUUCAAAGCUGCAAGCAAUCUACGAAUGGGGAUCACAAUGGCAAGUAAGAUUUGCCCCCAACAAGACCCAGGCAAUGGUUAUAUCCCGCUCUCCAGCUGCAUCAGGCGUCAUGAAAGACACAAUCUUAAUGAACAACACCGCCCUCCCACUCGAGGACUUGAUCUCAGUCCUCGGUAUUGACAUAGACAGUGGUCUAAGAUUUAACAGACACGUCAGCAGGAUUUGCAAAACAGCUUCCCUGAAGGUGACAGCCGUUCGACGCAUAUCUCAUCUCCUGAAUCCUCAGGGAAUUCUCACGCUAUACAAAUCCCAGAUCAGACCACACCUAGAAUAUGCCUCGUUGGCAUGGUCGUCUACUGCGGCCACCAGCCUCAACAAGCUGGAUAAAAUAGAAAAACGGGCUCUCAGGCUUAUCCAGGAAGCCGCCAAUCUUCCCCACAUCGACGCGCUGGAACAUCGUCGUGACGUCGGGGCUCUAACGGUGCUCCACAAGGCUCAGGUGCAGCAGGUGCCUCAUCUAAGCAGCCUCCGUCUCCCACCCCACGGCCGAGAGAGAAGUACGAGGACGGUACACUCUAAUCGGCUACUGGUGGAAGUUCCGAGGUCGCGGUCUAGCCAGCAUCAGCGCACCUUCUCUGCCAGAGUAGCACGUCUGUGGAAUGCAUUCACAUCCACCAUCGAUGUCGCCGAAAUGACAACGCAACAAGUGAAGGCAGCGGCUCACCGAUGGCGGUCGAGCCAGCCAUCACCUCUUAACCUCCUACACCCUCAUGGCGACACAUAA
This is a messenger RNA of Penaeus indicus, 2670 nucleotides long. RefSeq lists its product as uncharacterized. Lineage: Eukaryota; Metazoa; Arthropoda; Malacostraca; Decapoda; Penaeidae. Bases 1 to 2670 code for a protein of 889 amino acids. The transcript is spliced from 2 exons. The record is from RefSeq and is a predicted model, not a curated record. Gene Ontology annotation, molecular function: catalytic activity.